AUGUCGUCAAAUAAUACCAGUACUAUGUAUAAUCAAACAAAUCAAACAGAGACACCGGUGUACAGUGAUUGGGCAAAAUUUCUGGAACAGCGUUUUUUUGCAGAAAAAAUUAUAGUAACUUUUUUCGCCACUUUUACAAUGGUUGGUAAUACUUUGGUUUUGGUGGCGACCUGGAGAGAAAGAAGCCUUCAUCAACCAAACAAGUAUUUUAUUGUUUGCCUGGCUGUCGCUGAUCUUUUGGUUGGGUUAUUUGUAGCACCACUGUGGGUGUAUCAAAAUAGUCUCAAUUUCAAAUCGUCUAUUCAUCUGUGUCGUUUUGCUGUGUGGGCAGAUACCUUGGCGCUAACAGCAUCCAUUUAUUCACUGACAUUCAUCAGCUUCGAUCGAUAUUUAAAAAUUAGUAAACCACUGCAGUAUAAAUCACGAAUGACAACCUCCACAUCAUUAAAAGUAAUUUUCAUCAUUUGGUUGAUUUCAACUGGUAUUUCCACCUACGCCGCCACUCCUCAAUCAGGAAGCAAUGGAAUCUUAAACACUGGCUACGGUUUUUGCCCUGUCAAUCGUAAUAAAUUCAAAGGAUUCUACACAUUUGUCGCAGUAACUGCAUUCUUUUUACCCACGGUAGUCAUACUGGUUAUGUACGCUCUCAUAUUUCUUGUUGUUCGUAAACGACAAAAGAUGCUGCGAAAUGGCGAACUGGGUCAGAGUUGCAGUGUUCUGAACCAGCGAAGUGCAUUUCUUAAAGAUCUGAAGGCUAUCCGAAUGUUGUUGGUUGUCGUUGGAGUGUUUAUACUUUGUUGGUCUCCUUUCUUCAUUUUUAAUGUGUUACACCUGUACUUUCCAAAUAUUGUUGAUUGGCGUAGCAGGUCAUUAAACUACCUGCGUUCGAUCUCAAUAACUUUAGCUGUAAUAUCUUUACUACCGCUGCUUAACAGUCUAUGUAAUCCAGUAAUUUAUGCUUGUCUGGACAAAACAUACAGAGAUGCUUUCAAGAAUCUGUUUCAGCGAUUGAUGUGCCGAACAAGCUCAAGAAUGCGGGCACCACCACUCGGAAUAGAGUUACGUCCUCCGAGAAUAAGAUAG
This is a messenger RNA of Paramuricea clavata, 1083 nucleotides long. NCBI's taxonomy places the organism in Eukaryota, Metazoa, Cnidaria, Anthozoa, Malacalcyonacea, Plexauridae. The record is from the annotation of a GenBank genome assembly.